Molecule: messenger RNA, 801 nt
Organism: Ciona intestinalis (vase tunicate)
Lineage: Eukaryota; Metazoa; Chordata; Ascidiacea; Phlebobranchia; Cionidae
Source: RefSeq, a predicted model, not a curated record
CCUUCAUUCGAUCGCAAAAGUGAAAAGCAAUCUUUUAACCGGUGUUUAUGAUGGCGGGACUUUUUCUUAAAAUAAGCAUAAUAUAACAUGGUUCAACCGUCAACAACGUAUUGUUUCAUGGACAAGCACAACAAAGUAUAUUAUGUUAGAGUAAGCUAUAUAACCUGACGCGGAUUUUGUUCUUGCUAUCAUAUACACUGGAUGCAACAAUUGGAAGGAUCGUUUCAAUUUUAUGUUUUAAAUUUUAAAGUUACAGUGAUUCUGACGAAUGAGCAGUAUGAGUAUAAAAUAUACGACGCCUGAAGCUCUCAUUGCAUUGGCUGUUGAGGCAAAGCAAAGAGCGUAUUGUCCGUACAGUAAGUUCCAAGUUGGUGCAGCGGUGGUGGUGGAAAAUGGAGAUGUUUUCACAGGAUGUAAUGUAGAGAACGCGUGUUAUCCAGUUGGCGUUUGUGCAGAAAGGACUGCCAUAUGUAAAGCUGUGUCUGAAGGCCACAGAAAGGUGGAGAUAUUGGCAUUAACAUCGAAUGCAGACACCAUGACUUAUCCUUGUGGACUUUGCAGACAGACCAUCAGAGAGUUUGGUACUGAAGUGACAAUUUACUGCGCCAGUAAAGACGGCAGCUACGAGACACACGAUCUAAACGAAAUGCUGCCCUUAUCUUUCGGGCCAGAAAGUCUUGGCCAAUAAAUUUGAUUUUGUAAGAAACUUUUCCGUGUGUAUUUUUAACUACUAACACUAAAAUAUUAUGCAUAUAUGCCUAAAAUAAUAUAUACGUGAAUAAAAAUAUACAAUAUAAAACA